Penicillium argentinense is the source of this 939-nucleotide messenger RNA. Its product is annotated as alpha/beta hydrolase. The transcript is spliced from 4 exons. The record is from RefSeq and is a predicted model, not a curated record. Gene Ontology annotation, cellular component: membrane. Lineage: Eukaryota; Fungi; Ascomycota; Eurotiomycetes; Eurotiales; Aspergillaceae. Gene Ontology annotation, molecular function: palmitoyl-(protein) hydrolase activity. The coding region runs from base 1 to 939 and encodes 312 amino acids.
AUGUCCGAAUCUCCUCCGCCGCCCCCAUCGUGGAGCAUCAGUGGCAUGGCCAACAACACCAUGCAGUUCCUUCGUCUGCCGGUUCUGGCCUCUUCUGGCCUCGCAGUGGUCGCCAGUGGCCUGCUUUACUUCAAGCAAAACGAAUUGAUCUACCCCCGCAAUGUCCCCGUCGAUGCGCGGACAAAUGUCCCUAACCCCCGAGAUUUCGGCAUCAAGGACUUCGAGGACCUCCAGAUCCCCACACCUGAUGGCGAGUCCCUUCACGCCCUAUUCCUUCGUCCGCCUAUGGGCCGCCGCGCGCGCAACCUCACUGUUCUCAUGUUUCACGGCAACGCCGGUAAUAUUGGUCACCGAGUUCCAAUUGCCAAGGCCGUACUGGAUACACUUCAUUGCAAUGUUUUCAUGUUGGAGUACCGUGGAUAUGGCUUCUCGACGGGAACUCCUGACGAAGCGGGUCUGAAGAUCGACGCUCAGACUGCAUUGGAUUAUCUGCGACAGAGACCCGAGACGAGUGAUGGCAAGAUUGUGGUCUACGGACAGAGCUUGGGCGGUGCGGUUGCGAUUAACCUGGUUGCUUCCAAUCAGGAGCAGGAGGAUGUGAGCGGGUUGAUACUCGAAAACACCUUUUUGAGUAUCCGGAAAUUGAUUCCUAGUGUUUUCCCUCCAGCGAGAUAUCUUGCCCGACUAUGUCACCAAUACUGGAACAGCGAAGAAAUCCUUCCUCAGAUCAGCAAAGUACCCAUCCUCUUCCUGAGCGGAUUGAAAGAUGAGCUUGUGCCGCCCACAAACAUGACCCAACUCUUCUCCGUCUGUAAAUCCGAGCGCAAGAUCUGGCGCACCCUGCCAAACGGCGGACACAACGACUCCGUAGCCGAACCAGGCUACUUCGAGCAUAUCCACUCCUUCAUCACCGAAGAAGUCAUGGAUGAUGAAAAAUGA